Messenger RNA from Symbiodinium sp. CCMP2592, 2325 nucleotides. The record is from the annotation of a GenBank genome assembly. NCBI's taxonomy places the organism in Eukaryota, Dinophyceae, Suessiales, Symbiodiniaceae.
AUGGCGCAGGCCGUGCCGGGAGACAACAUGACAGCAAUGAAGGAUGAGCCGGCAGACAACGAUGAGAAAGGGGCCAGUUCUGCAGAGCCGAAAGUGGAAGUCAAGCUGAGCCCGGAAGCAGAGUACGAGCAGCUCCAUGCAGCGGCCAUGAAUGGAGAUCGGAAGGAAACGGCACUCUCUUUUGGCCAGACUGUCAUGAACAAGUUCGGCGGGCCCUUGGGGGUUUUGCUGUCGCUGGCUAAAGAUGACCACGGAAAGGAACUGGCGUUGUCCCUCAAGGAGAACUUUUCGACGAGUCGAAGCGAUCUUCCCUUGGUAAAUCCGAGGGAGUUGCCAGACAAUCCCUCGGAUCUCUUCGUUCUCCAACUGCACGACCUGAGCUACUUUUUGGACAGUAGCACCAAGCCGGCGCCGUAUUUGGCCACGUGCGUUCUUCUUUGGAACGACGUCCUCACGAAUACCUUCGUGACAGAAGGCCUGGAGUUCGGUUGUGAUCCGCUGGUCGUCUGGGACGGGCCACCUCCGGCUGAUCGAGACUGGUGGGCUUGGACGCAGUGGGUCAAGGGAGCGUGCCGCGCAACGAUGGCGGUCUUCACUGCUGCUUUGAGUUUGCACUGCAAGUGGGACCUCUCCAUCCUGGCCCCGAAGCUGUACGAGAGCCUUCAGUGUGUGUGGGCCCGGCGGGAUAUGGGAAGUGACAUUACGACGAUCGCAUUUGCCAACGCAAGGCUCUCGGCGCGUGGUGAAAUCAGACGAGCACACGACAUAGCCUGCUGGCUAAGCAAGCUCAACCUUCUGAAGUCCAAGGGCCUCAAACCCGAUGUCGUGAUCCAGGCCUGGAACAGCCAGGCGACGCAGCAGGCCCAACUCGGUGGGUCCAAGCGUGUAGCAAUCCUCUUCCUUCUGGGAUGCCCUCCUGAAGCUGUCGAGCUCCUGCUGAAGCAUGCCUCAGAAUUCGGAACGGCUUCAGCUUUCCCCGAAGAAGCCUUUGCGAAGAAGGCCUUGCAAAUUGGAUUCACACCCAGGGGCAUGCCGAAAGACUGGGUUCGACGCCUUACUGUGACAGAGAAGUCCUUCCUGCUGAGGACAUUGAGGUAUGUCGACUGUGAACAUCAUCGAACUCUGAAAGAAAUUCGGGGCAAGCUCUCGGCAGACGACCUCGCUGGACUGUCCCAGAUGGCUGCCCUCGUCUCUUCUUUGCAUACGGAGCUGACAGAGCAAGGCGUGAACGGGAAGUCCUUGAUCGACAACUUCCUUGCGGGCGACAGCCAGCUGUUCUGUGUGUCUGUGUCGCGGGCAGCAGAGACACAUGAGCAUGACCUGGCGGAGAAGUUUGUCCAGGAGACCUUCAAGAGUCCCACUCCUUUGACCACCACGACAGAUGUGGACAUACAGAUGCCAGAUUUCCCUGCCCUCUCCUUGCUUACCCCGAACAACAAGACGAAGACGCCAGCCGGCCUGACCUCGCUGAGUACCCCGGCGAAGGUGCUGACGCAGUGGCAUGACCAUGUGCACUUCCAGCAGGAGUUUCGCACCUUCCUCCAGGAGCAGCGCGAGAAGUUCCCCUUGGAUUUGGCUCCUGCGGCUUCCCGAACCCGGCCUCGAGAUGAGACUGACAAUAAUCCCAGCAGCGCCAAGCGGGCACGCAUCACGAACUUCUUCGGCGGGCCGAAGUCAGAGGAGGGCGACGGCCAGGGGCCCAAGCAGGAGACGAGUGAGGAUGACUUCUUGGAUGCAAGUGACCUCGGUGUCCCCAUGACACACGAGGCGGCCAUCGGAACCACCAAGCUUCACAUGGUUGUGACAGUGGGCAACGGCGUCUUCUUGAUCAACAGGCACACCGAUGCCGUGACUUGCAAAGCUGGAACUGUCCUUGCGGGCUACUACAAGGGCAAGUUUGAGAGCUCAGAGACACCUGUGAAGGGCAACGAUGUGGUAAGCUUUGAGCUGAAGGACUCCAAAGACCUUGUUAUGUCCGCUGGAAGGGUCACGCGUCUGGGAGAGAUGAUCAAGACGAAGCGCCUCACGAACCCCAAUGAUGCGACCAUCAGCUUCCAUGAGCUGCAGGAUGCGCCCACCUGGAGCAUUCACGGUGAAGAUGAAGCCCAAGAUUCAUCUGGUGUUCCGUGCCGUGGCCUUCCCUGCCAAGUCCGAGGAAGGCAAGGAUGGACCUGUGAAAAUGCCCGCGGUUCACAUUGCCGGUGCUGUGCCGUCGUGCGUGUGGGAUCGAUGCCGCCUCGCUUCGAUGCUCUGGGCAGUGAAGUGGCCGCCAGUGGCAAGCAAGGGCUUGCAGCCGAUCCGGCCGAUGGUGGUGAACCUGGGUGA